This is a messenger RNA of Fomitiporia mediterranea MF3/22, 1044 nucleotides long. Its product is annotated as chord-domain-containing protein. Lineage: Eukaryota; Fungi; Basidiomycota; Agaricomycetes; Hymenochaetales; Hymenochaetaceae. The record is from RefSeq and is a predicted model, not a curated record. The transcript is spliced from 8 exons. The coding region runs from base 1 to 1044 and encodes 347 amino acids.
AUGGUAACCUGUACUCGAAACGGCUGCAGAAAAGAAUUCGUGGAGGAGGACAACGCCGACGAUGUUUGCAGAUACCAUCCUGGUGCACCAGUGUUCCACGAAGGACUCAAAUCCUGGUCAUGCUGUUCGGAUGUGAAUAAACCGGAACUCGACUUCGAGGAAUUCAUGAAGAUAGAGGUGUUUUGCAUGCAUACGACGGCGUCCAACAAGCCACUAGCAGGAGAGAAGGCUUCGGCUCCAGUAGAGGUUCGGUCAUCCGAGUCUGCCGAUGGUACGGAGACAUUCACUACGGGCAUGUCUGCGUCCUUCCUUUCAACUCUUCCUCCUGCUCCUCCUAAGCCAAGCACGCCUGCGCCACCUCCUGUCGAAGAAGAAGAGGAUGAUCUCAGCGUUCCAGUGGAUUCCGGAACGGAAUGCAGGAGAAAGGGAUGCGGCGUUAAAUUCAUUAGUCAACAAGAGAGCAGGCUCGGUGAUGGUGAAAACGCCGUCUGCACCUACCACCCAUCUCCACCGAUCUUCCAUGAAGGAAGCAAGGGUUAUCUCUGUUGUAAACGACGAGUGCUUGAGUUUGAAGAAUUUCUGAAGAUCGAGGGAUGUAAAACAGGCAAACAUUUAUUUGCGCCAAAGAAGAACGGAUAUCUCAAGGCAGAAGUCCAGACUACCUGUCGAAUAGAUCACUAUCAGACACCAACGAACGUCUGUGUGUCAAUUUUUGCUAAGCAAGCGGACAAGUCGCGUAGUACAGUCAAUCUCGAGGAAAAUGAAGUGUAUCUUGACCUUUUCUUGCCGGACUCAAAGAGAUUUACUCGUUCGUUAAUUCUUUUUGGGCCCAUUGUUCCAGAAGAGUCGAGAUAUACCGUAAUGGGGACAAAGGUUGAACUCAAUCUAAAGAAGAAGGACAACCGAAGCUGGAAUCUUCUUGAAAAGACUGAGCAAGACCUUGGGGUGUUUAACCUGACUUUUGGUGUUGGAGGAAGGACGGGGACGAUUGGCAGUCGAGCACCUCCCAUACUUGCAGAAAAUAACAGGGCAGCGGUAGCAUGA